Messenger RNA from Ostertagia ostertagi, 318 nucleotides. NCBI's taxonomy places the organism in Eukaryota, Metazoa, Nematoda, Chromadorea, Rhabditida, Trichostrongylidae. The record is from the annotation of a GenBank genome assembly.
AUGAGCAACUCUCGAACCCUCACACCAGCUCAUAUGAAGCAGGCUAUGAUGGCGAACCGACAUUUUCAUUUUCUUGCGGACAUUUUCAAGGAAGUAGCGGUUCCCGGACGGAUGGGGCCUGAGUUUGAUCCAAACCUUUCGCGACAGCAAAUGCAACUCUUACAGGGUUAUCCGGCGGUUCCUCCUUGGGAGUGCAAGCCGUUGCAGCUUGCUCGUCUGCUAUGGGGCGGGUGGUGGUCACAGCGAUGGGAGGAUCAGGAUCGGGCGCUUAUGCCACCACCAGCACUUCCAAUGGGGCGUGCCAGACCAGUCGCGUGA